This is a messenger RNA of Serpula lacrymans var. lacrymans S7.9, 1119 nucleotides long. RefSeq lists its product as uncharacterized. The record is from RefSeq and is a predicted model, not a curated record. Gene Ontology annotation, biological process: DNA repair; DNA-templated DNA replication. Bases 1 to 1119 code for a protein of 372 amino acids. Gene Ontology annotation, molecular function: ATP hydrolysis activity; DNA clamp loader activity; DNA binding. Gene Ontology annotation, cellular component: DNA replication factor C complex; nucleus. Lineage: Eukaryota; Fungi; Basidiomycota; Agaricomycetes; Boletales; Serpulaceae. The transcript is spliced from 6 exons.
AUGGCAUUUUUUCAAGUCCAAUCCAACAAAGCGACCCCAAAACACACGGCUGACCCUGCUUUGCAGCCUUGGGUAGAGAAAUACCGACCAAAAACUAUAGACGAUGUUUCCGCACAAGAACACACAGUAGCAGUGCUGAGGAAAACGCUCACUUCCACAAAUCUUCCUCACAUGUUGUUCUAUGGGCCACCGGGGACAGGGAAAACAUCUACUAUCCUCGCGUUGUCUAGACAGCUAUUCGGACCAGAUAACUUUCGGAACAGGGUACUCGAGCUUAAUGCAUCUGACGAGCGUGGAAUCAGUAUCGUAAGGGAAAAGAUAAAAAACUUCGCUCGCCAAACGCCCCGAGCACAAAUGGUCGCGUCCGACGGCAAAACAUACCCUUGUCCACCAUACAAAAUCAUCAUCUUGGACGAAGCAGACUCGAUGACUCAAGAUGCUCAAGGUGCAUUGCGUCGCAUAAUGGAAACAUACGCGCGGAUUACUCGGUUCUGUCUAGUAUGCAACUAUGUCACCAGGAUCAUUGAACCACUUGCAUCGCGUUGUUCCAAAUUUCGAUUUACUCCUUUAGAUUCAUCCUCCACCUCUUCUCGCCUUUCCCAGAUUGCUACAGCUGAACACGUUGUCUUGGAACCCGACGUCAUUUCAGCCCUCAUAAAUACUUCUUCAGGAGAUCUUCGCCGUUCGAUAACCUACCUUCAAUCAGCUUCUCGUCUUUCCGCAUCGACGAAUCCACCAACGCCAAUCACAGCAGGCGACAUUCAAGAGAUAGCAGGCGUAGUACCUGAUGCUGUCGUGCAUGAUUUUGCUAAAACAUUGGGCGUUGAGAUUGUUGGAGAUAUGGACGUAGACAACGAUGGGCGGAAAAAAACACGAGGAUUUGACGCUGUCCAAGCGAAAGUGAAAGAACUAAUGCGGCAAGGUUACUCCGCAUCCCAGAUAGUUUCACAGCUGCACGAUAUCGUUAUACUUCAUCCCACUUUGCACGCUCGACAAAAAUCAAUAUGUGCACUCGCUUUUGCGGAAGCUGAUAAAGCUAUUUGCGAUGGGGCCGACGAAGAACUCUGGAUUCUUGAAGUAGGGUUACGGAUUCACAAAGCAAUUUCGUCUGACUCGUAA